This is a messenger RNA of Penicillium waksmanii, 457 nucleotides long. RefSeq lists its product as uncharacterized. Lineage: Eukaryota; Fungi; Ascomycota; Eurotiomycetes; Eurotiales; Aspergillaceae. The transcript is spliced from 2 exons. The coding region runs from base 2 to 457 and encodes 151 amino acids. The record is from RefSeq and is a predicted model, not a curated record.
AAUGCGACGUUAUAAAGAUUCGAUGAGCGAGUUUGGCAGCAUAAGCUUGCCCAGCUUAUUACUAUAUCAACAUCUUCCCUUUCUUUUUCCCGAGCACACCGAGCUCCGUGAUCUUCCCUCCUACGCCCGGAUUGCACCAUCAAUGCCGGAAAUUCCCUCUGCUAAAAAACUCCCUUCCGGUGCGAAGUUAUCAUUUGCCCUAGAUUGCUGGACAUCUCCAUUCCGGCAGGCGUUCAUGGCGAUUACGGAAUACUUUCUUGAUAAAUACUGGGAUUACCAUGAGAUAUUACUUGGAUUUGAACAUUUACAAAGGUCUUAUUCAGGCGCAAAUUUGAGUGAAGCGCUCUUCCAGCUGCUACAGGAGCAUGAAAUUAUAGAUCGAGUGCUUACGGUAACCACUGACAACGCCUCGAAUAACGUUACUCUUAUGGUAAGUGUGCACGGGGCGAUUGAGUAA